Molecule: messenger RNA, 480 nt
Organism: Dioscorea cayenensis subsp. rotundata (Guinea yam)
Lineage: Eukaryota; Viridiplantae; Streptophyta; Magnoliopsida; Dioscoreales; Dioscoreaceae
Product: flavonoid 3'-monooxygenase CYP75B137-like
Exons: 1
Coding region: 1-480 (159 amino acids)
Molecular function (GO): oxidoreductase activity, acting on paired donors, with incorporation or reduction of molecular oxygen; heme binding; monooxygenase activity
Source: RefSeq, a predicted model, not a curated record
AUGGCUUCUUUUCUUCUCCUACUUACAACCCUUCUCACCUCCACUAUCUUCAUCAUCUUCAUCUCCAUUUCUAACAAAAAGAACAAAACCAGCAAAGCUCCAUUACCACCAGGCCCAACAGGCUGGCCAAUCGUCGGCAACCUCUUUCAACUCGGCUCCAAGCCACACGAAACACUACACGCCCUCUCCAAAAUCUAUGGCCCUCUUUAUAGACUCAGGUUGGGCUCGGUCACCUUCGUUAUGGCCAACUCCGCCGAAGUUGCCUCCCAGUUCCUCCGCACUCACGACGCCAACUUUUCCAACCGACCACCCAACACCCUCGGCGACCACAUUGGCUACAACCACAAAGGCCCAGCGUUCGUUCCCUACGGCCCUCGCUGGCGCAUGAUCCGCCGCUUGUCCAAUACCCAUCUCUUCUCCACUAAACCUCUCGACGACCUGCGCCACGUCCGAGAGGAGGAGGUGUCACUGUUGGUGUAA